AUGUGGGAUUUCGCCUGUACAGCUCUGAGUGGGAAUCAGUAGUUUCUUUGUUCGUCACUAUGGAAACAAGUCAGCCUAUCCUGAAUGGCUGUCAGAUCUCGCAGAGUGAUGCUGGUGGCUCAGUGUAACUUCACCACGGAGCAGGCUGGCGCUGCCAUCCCCUCACCCGCAGCUCUUUCCUGCUGGGAGCCCAGCCAUGCAGGACCUGCCCCGGCGGUGCUCGGCCCUGCCCUUCCUCAGCUCCUUCUUCCAGGGUCGCCGGCACUCAUCCUCGGACCCCAUCCUGCAGCAGGGCCGGCGCGGCUCGGCCACCCAAACUCUCUCCUCAUCCUCUCUCCAGGUGAUGGUGGCAGUGGCCUCCGUCAGCUCUGCUGAAAGAAACCCAACUUGCCUCCAGAGAAAAAGAAAUUCAGGACGUCCAACACCAAAGUAUACAAAAGUCGGAGAGCGCUUACGGCAUGUGAUUCCUGGACACAUGGCCUGCUCCAUGGCGUGUGGUGGCAAAGCUUGCAAGUAUGAAAACCCAGCCCGCUGGAGCGAGCAGGAGCAAGCCAUCAAGGGGGUCUACUCAUCGUGGGUCACUGAGAAUAUCCUGGCCAUGGCUCGCCCGUCCACUGAGCUCCUCGAGAAGUACCAUCUCAUCGAACAGUUCCAAAGCCAUGGCAUAAAAACAGUCAUCAACCUGCAGCGGCCUGGUGAGCAUGCCAGCUGUGGGAACCCUCUGGAACAAGAAAGUGGCUUCACAUACCUUCCUGAAGCUUUCAUGGAGGCUGGCAUUUAUUUCUACAAUUUUGGAUGGAAGGAUUAUGGUGUAGCAUCGCUCACUGCCAUCUUAGAUAUGGUGAAGGUGAUGACAUUUGCCUUACAAGAAGGAAAAGUAGCUGUCCAUUGUCACGCAGGGCUUGGUCGAACAGGUGUUUUAAUAGCGUGUUACUUAGUUUUUGCAACAAGGAUGACUGCUGACCAAGCAAUUAUAUUUGUUCGGGCAAAGCGACCCAAUUCCAUACAAACUCGAGGACAAUUACUCUGUGUGAGGGAAUUUACUCAGUUUCUGAUUCCUCUUCGCAGUAUAUUCUCUUGCUGUGACCCUAAAGCACACGCGGUUACUUUAGCACAGUACCUCAUUCGCCAGCGGCAUCUGCUUCAUGGUUAUGAGGCCCGACUUCUGAAACACGUACCCAAAAUUAUCCAUCUCGUUUGCAAAUUGCUACUGGACUUAGCCGAGAACAGGCCAGUGGUGACAGAAGAGGUGGCAGAAGGGCCCAGCCUGUCUGCCGAAAUUGAGAAGACGGUUUCUGAGAUGAUCACCCUGCAGCUGGAUAAAGAGUUACUGAGGCAGGGCAGCGACGCAUCCGAUUCCUUCCCCCCCACUGCAGUGGCCGCAGAUUUUGAGAAUCAGGACGUGAUUCUUUCCAGCGAGCAAGAGAUUGACCCUCUUUGGAAGAGGCGGAAUGUUGAGUGCCUUCAGCCCCUGACUCAUCUGAAAAGGCGAUUCAGCUACAGCGACUCAGAUUUGAAGAGGGCUGAGUCGCUUCUGGAGCAGGGGGGAUCUCCGUGGACAGGGCCUGCCCAGGCCUUGUGUGGCCAUAACCCUGGGCAGCAGAAGCCCAUAAGCCACUGCUACACCCCCCAGUCUCCACAGCUUGAUCCAAGUAAGGAAACGCUCGUCCGAAAUACAUUCUCUUUCUGGAAUCAGGCUAAAUUUGGAGGCCUGGAGGGACUCAAAGAUGAGGGGUCGCAGGUUUUCCAUAGGGAGAUUAUUCCAAAGGAAGUACAGCGGAGCAGAACCUUCUCUUCGGGUGUUUCAGGUUCAUACAACCCUAAGGAACCGGUUACACUGAAUCUUGCAGAUAUCCCGAUGGAACCAGAGUGUUCUCCCCAGCAAGCGCCCUGCUGUCAGUACAAAACCCCUGCUGCUUGCUGCUCCGACACCCUCCGUGGCCCCGUGGACUGUGGCUUCAGCCCCAAAGCACCCUUCUCGGUUGGACGCAACCACGCCCAGGACAGCAAAGAUCUGUCUGCAGUUGCUCCACACACUGCUUUGCAGUCUGAAUUGAGUGUCGAAGCCAGGAGAAUACUGGCAGCCAAAGCCCUGGCAAGUUUAAAUGAGUUUGCCGAAAAGGAGGAGGUGAAAAGGAAGGUAGAAAUGUGGCAGAAAGAACUAAAUUCCCGAGAUGGAGCUUGGGAAAGAAUAUGUGGCGAAAGAGACCCUUCCGUCUUGUGCAGUCUAAUGUGGUCUUGGGUGGAGCAACUGAAGGAGCCUGUGAUCACCAGAGAGGACGUGGACACGUUGGUCGGCAGCCACACAGAUGCCGCGGAAGCACUAUUUUUAUUAGAGAAGGGCCAGCACCAGACCAUCCUCUGUGUGUUGGACUGCAUCGUGAGCCUGCAGGGGAUCCCGGCGGACGUGGAGGAAGCCAUCCUCUCCCGUGCCAUUAAAGCCUUCACCAAGGUUAAUUUUGACUCUGAAAAUGGACCAGUAGUUUACGACACCCUGAAGAAAAUAUUUAAGCACACGCUGGAAGAAAACAGGAAAAUGACAAAAGACGGCCCUCAGCCUGGCGUUUAGUGACGCUUCCCUGGUGGCGGACCUCAGACCUGAGACCCAGAUGGCGUUUCUGCUCACAGAUGAACAGGUUGGAGUGUGGAGCCACUUCGUCUCAUAGCACUUUAUCUCAGAUGCUCUUGGUUUGUGCUAAGAAAACUCAUUUCUCUUGGGAACAAUUAUUUAUUUUAAAAUAUUCUCAAGCUACGUUUUUGUGUUGAAAAAUUGCCAUAAUGUUGGUGCCACUUUCUUGUAUUUAUUUAACUGAAUUAACAUUGUUGUAUUAAUAUGUUAAGUAUGUGGUGUUUACAUCUUUAUUCUUUUUGACAUUUUGGAAAAGUUGCAACUCUUCUUUCCAAAACAAUUAUUUUGUCAGUGGAGCCCUUGCUGGAGUUUUUACCAAAUAUGAAAUUUUAGUAGUAAAACUUCAUUGUGGAUCCAUCCCCCUGAUCCAUGACCUAAGGAAGUCACAAAGUGUCUUAAGCUGUUUUGUAUUUGUUAAUAAGAAGGCUAUUGAUACAACAUUUUUUAAGGAUUUUUUUUAAUUUGCAAAUUUUUUGUUUUUUUUCUUUUUAUAAACAUGUGAAAGGAUUUCAAGGUAUGUUAUGUCUCAGAGCGAUUUAGUUUUGGGUUGAAGGUUGACUAUGAGGUGGUUGGGAUUUUUUACCACAGGAAGUAGACUUGCUCUUGGUCAGGCUUCCAGACUCCCGGGCUGACCUCUGCUGUCACAGGAGGCAGGAGCGCUUCUCAGCACGUCCAGCCUGAUGCCCACGAAACAGCAUCUUCACAGAGGAAGCAGGGGCCGUGGUGGGCAGUGUGGGCAGCUGCUCAGAAGCAGGACUCCACAGGGAGGACCGUCAGGUGGGGCCAGGCUCCGUGCAGCAGUGUGACCACCGGCCCACACCUCCCACAUCUGCCCUUCCGUGGACCUUGUCGUCUCAAGGCCCUGUCUUCAGCCUCUUGUCACUCUGAGAACUGAGAUUCUUAAACUGAAUGUGACGCACAUAGACCGCAGUCACCCUACGGGCUCGAGAUAAGAAUAAGUGAACUAGUUACUGUCUAACUAGUUCUCUGUGGACCAAACUGUCAUUCAGCAGUUGAAGCUGUGAGGAAUGUGUGCAGUACCAGAGGCCAGGCCACACAGAGGGUAAUCAUUUUUCCCAAUAAAUGUGAUAUUCAUCAAACCAA
Messenger RNA from Ailuropoda melanoleuca (giant panda), 3733 nucleotides. It is a transcript of the gene PTPDC1, whose product is annotated as protein tyrosine phosphatase domain containing 1. Gene Ontology annotation, biological process: cilium assembly; protein dephosphorylation. Gene Ontology annotation, molecular function: protein tyrosine phosphatase activity. The record is from RefSeq and is a predicted model, not a curated record. NCBI's taxonomy places the organism in Eukaryota, Metazoa, Chordata, Mammalia, Carnivora, Ursidae.